Owenia fusiformis is the source of this 3280-nucleotide messenger RNA. The record is from the annotation of a GenBank genome assembly. Lineage: Eukaryota; Metazoa; Annelida; Polychaeta; Sabellida; Oweniidae.
UCUGUCAAUCAUGCUGAACGCAGAAACCGUUUUCAGUGCGUAUUUCGUCGUUUAAAUAAAAUAUAACCCUGUGAGGACAGCAUUGAUUUGGCUCAUUGAAAACAGGAAUGUCGUUUUGACGUCGGAGUCAUGAGCUGUGUACUCAGGGCAUUUGGGCAUUAAGAGCCGGAUAAAACCAAAUCAAUUUAACCAAGUACGAAAACUCAUGUAAUAAUUUUGUAUAAUUUAUUCAGAGUUAACAAUACAUUUUAGUAAUUAUAUUAACGAAAGCUGUAAACACUGGAUGUAAACAAUUUUCGUAAACUUUAAAUCAUGAGGCAGUCAGUAGUAUAUCUAGCAGACAAAAACUGGAGGAGAAAAAAACAUGUUGUAGUGCGCUAUUAACGUAUCUGGUCCGGGACCAAGUAUAGGGGUAUAUAUGAUAUUUCCCUCUUCGUGAACAGGAUUCAAUGACACCAUAAGCAGAGAGAUGGCAGUUAAAUCAACACUUCUUUACAUAUUGGGCAUGUUGUGGACAGUAGGGCCGGAAGUUUUUGCACAGAGUUCCAAAUGUUCACCACCAGCGCCACCUGGUGGAAUCCGCGAAGGAGGAUGGGCGAUUGCUCUCAUGGUACUGGCUGCGCUUGGUAUUUUAAUCGUAGUCAUAUUUGAGAUCUACCUCAUGGUGAAUAUUGCUAGAUCUGGACAAUGGAAGUCAAUAUGGCUCGGACAGACCCUUCUCCUGGGUAUUUUUCUGUGUUAUUUACUGUGUUUCGCAUUUGUUCCUGUGCCUACAAGAUCUUCCUGCCAAUUGAUUCAGUCUAGCACAGGUGUUGUGUACGCAAUGUGCUUUUCGGUGCUAUUUGUUAAACUAUUGGUACUUCUAGGCUCGAAGGAAAAAGAGCUCAAAAUAUCACAUGACCAUGACGGACCUGAUGUCGAUGUGGGUAAUUUAAAGGAUUUUAAAUCUCACGAUGAGGCAACCCAGUAUAAACUUCCUGGACUAUUCCAAGUAGUCCUGUUUUUAUUUUCCUGGGGAAUACAGAUUGUGAUUGAUGUUGAAUGGGUCGUGCUCAGGCCAGGGCAUAGCAAGCAAAAUCGAUCUGGAGAUGGAAACUGGUACUGUGUUUUAAUGGAUGAUACGUCAGGGGAUGACCCAAAUUGCCCUGGCGUAAUGUCAGAUUCAUGGAAAACAUAUUUCAUAAACCAUAUCAUAUCAUUAGUUUAUAUCAUGCUCCUCAUUGUAAUUUGUGUCUUGCUAGCUUUGCGAUGUCGACGCAUUGCUGCAAAUUUCCACGAAGCAGUCUAUAUAGGACUUGCAUCCGGCUUGUGCAUACCUGUGUGGAUUGUAUGGAUCUUAAUUGGAGCACUCUCUCCGGGGCAUUCAUUCCAUGCCCCGGCAACUGGAUUUGGACUAUGGGUCACUGCAACGGUCCUGUUAUUUGCUAUGUUCUUACCUAAGGUAAAACAGUUGAACUCAAUGAGAAAAAACACCAAGAAAUCAAUUGGUAAAGAUCACGUCGACAAUGCAAUUGUGAAAAAUAACAACCACGUCAGCGCUGAUAAUGUUAGCAUUGUGUAUACUGUUCCCCAGAAGCAAAUAUAUGGGGAUAGCGUCAGUCUAGUGCUCGCUAAACCUGAAUACAGGACACGUAGUAGGCCACACUCUGUGGUUAAUGGCGCUGUGGUACGCUCACACGAUGCCAAUAAUGUUACUUAUGUCAACCAUGCAUUCAAUCCAGAUGACUUCAAACCACGAUCGGCAUCUGUGAUAUACGAAGAAUCUCCGGAGAAAGCCGAGUCAAUCAUUUAUGAACAACACGUCGAAAGCGAUCCAAAUGCACUUUAUGUGCGACAUCCGGGUAGUUUACGUGACCUGCGAUCAAUAGACAGGACACCACAGCCCACAUUGGUGCGUACGACUCGCCCCACGAGCGGGGCGUACUCCAACACGCGUUUGCACUACGUGCACUAUAACAAUAGACGCCCUCCAUCGAGGCCACAGUCUGAGGUUGCGUACCCCGUUAGUAGCAGACCCAAGCACGCCUACAUUCACAGGAACGGCUCUGCCUCCCGCACCUCUCUACAUGAUAUUUCACGUGUUUAAGAGUCCUGCUCUCUAUUUGGGGACUUUCUCACCUGGCUAAAAGUGGGGAGCCAAAACUCUGGUCUAAACCUGAUAGCAGGCUCUGGAGUCCGACAUCACCAUGGCUCGUCAACUAGUCUUCACAAGAUCCCCAGACAAGGCACCCAUCAGAUGAUCAUACAAGACAAAAGACAUACAUUACCUCCUCAUAGAAACAACACCCGUUACGUCAUGAACGAACCAAACAAAAUGCAACUGAUCGAGAACUCUAAUUAUCACAGUAUCGUUUAGUACAAAAAUCCAGAUAUUCUCAUAAAAGUUCAUGAACCUGGGUAUGGCCCAUGGUCAAUUCACAAUACUGAAUGCAGAUGUAGGUCAUCAUGUUGAAAUGUGUAUUCUUGUUGCAUCUGCAAAGCUACUACUCUCCAUACAUAAAAUCUCAAAUCCAGUGUUUCCUAAGUAAUUAUGGUGAUCGGAAUAAUGAGAUGGUCGCUCGGUUUCUUGCAUGAUAUUUAGACAUGGUGCUUAAAAAACAAAUUAGCUUUUUUAGGUCAAUAGGCCAAAAUGGGCAGGGCAAAUUUGAAUUGAGGAAAAUCCACAAAAAUGAUAUGAAUGUUUUUAUUCGGAUGUUAACAGUUAUGGCAGACUACGGUUCAAAAUAAGAUCUAAAUGAUAUGAUGCAUUUGUACGUUGAUAUUUCUCCAAUGUUUGUGAAAGUUUGGAAUUACAUUAAACGUGAUACAAGACAACGAAUGGAAUUCAAUUUCCCAUCUGGAAAAACUUUGGGCGAGAAAUGAGUCAUUGCAACUCGCCAAUCUUGGGAUGCCAUUAUCAUAUUAACGCAUUUACACAUAUAUUUAUUUACUAUCUACAUUAAAGUUAACAUCUUUAGUUUAACUGCCAAUGCAUAAUACUCUGAAAAAUGUAUACCUCCUAUCCAACCAUACAUGUAUGUGUAUUAUUAAAGCCCCCAUGAUAUCAUGUGCCACACAGUACGAUGGCUUUACAAGGGGGGCUAUCCUCUCUUGAAUAUUAAAUAUGAUGAAGGGAAGGAUUAUAAUAUGAAGUGUAUUCUCAUUUUCAACUUCCAAGGUGUUCUGAAGUUGGAGCAAUUGAAAUCUCAUGAAUCAAGAUGGUGUAAAAUACUAUAUUUUUGGAGCUGCUUUUUGAAGAUAUGUGCAUAAACGCCUCGUAUAAAUCCAGCUUAUACAUGUA